AUGGCGACUUCAACAAAACAAACAGAUGACAGCGAUCAUGAAGAGGCUUUUGAGGAUGCUGUUGACCAACUGCAGAUAUCCCGGCCACCGGACGAUGCACUGUCCCCCACAGACUUCAACUCCUGUAUCCUGGAUUGUCAUGCAGCUCUCAAGAUGUUCCUUAAUAACCAGUUUUCACUGGCAAAGAACAGAAUGGAACCGCAUAUAGACUGGAGUAUGUACCAUGCGCUGGGGUAUGGCACCAUACUAUAUAUACAGGCAGUCAUGACGUUUGAUAUGAAUGACAUAGAAACAGCGAUCCAGGCCAUAAAGAAGUCGCUGAUCGUGUGUAACAAGCAGCGACGGAAAGUUGGCCUAUUCGGUUCCUUCAGUCGUGAGGCCAGCAAAAACUCCUACAAUGAACUGACCAAUGAGGAGAUCCAUGCUGAGCUGUGCUACGCAGAAUGUCUGCUGAUACGAGCCCUUCUUACGUUCAUUCAGGAUGAGAAUCUCAUCAGCUUUGUGAAGGGCGGACUCAAAAUACGAGAAUGUUACAAAGUCUACAAGGACUGUGCGAAGAUCCUUGCCAACAGGCGCUGGGAGUCAGAGAGCCAGAAGCAUCACUUUGAGAGCGGUGUGAAAAUGGGAGUUGGCUCGUUUAACCUGAUGAUCUCACUACUGCCGGGUAAAGUCUUGAAAUUAUUGGAAUUCGUUGGAUUCUCAGGGAACAAGCAACUGGGUUUGAGUGAACUGGAGCACGGCAGUGACCUGUUUACAAGUCUUAGAGGACCGCUGUGUUCAAUCAUCCUCAUAGCAUAUCACACCGUCGUCAGCUAUGUUCUAGGCCUGGCAGAUGGUGAUAUAGACAUGGCUGACAGGCUGCUUCAGCCUUGCUUACAGACUUAUCCAAAGGGCGCUCUUUUUCUGUUCUACGCUGGUCGUGUGGCAGAAAUUCGUGGUCAGAUUGACGAAGCUGUAGAGAAGUUUGAGGAGUCGAUCGCGUCACAGCAGGAAUGGCGACAGUUUCACCAUCUCUGCUACUGGGAACUCAUGUGGUGUCACUGUUUCAAGGGCGAUUGGUUGAUGGGCAUGAAGUAUGCGGAGAUCCUGUGUCGGGAGAGUCGCUGGAGCAAGGCCACGUACACAUACCAGAAGGCCACGUUCCUUAUGAUGUGUGAACAGACGGAGGACUCCCAGACACAUCUAGAGUACCUCAUGGGGGAGGUUCCCCGGUUGAAACAGCGGAUAGCGGGAAAGUCUAUACCCAUAGAGAAGUUUGCAGUGAGUAAAGCAAAGCGCUUCCUUGACCAGAAGGGAUAUCUCACCCUACCAGCUUUGGAGCUGAUUUACACAUGGAACGGCUUCAACAUAAUAGGGACCAGACAAGACCUUCUACAGCCCAUCCUCCUCAUCAUAGAAACCACCAUCAACAAAAUACUCACCAACAAAGAUGACUACAGUCAUUAUAUUGAUGAGUACUGCCUCGCUCUGCUACUGAAAGGUGUGUGUCAAAAGUUUCGGGGACAGUUUCUGCAGGCAGAACAGUGCUUCCUGGAAAUCCUACAAAAUGAGAAGCGCAUCAAGGUGGAUACAUACAUUCCACCGUACGCGACGCUUGAGCUGGCAAUCCUGUGUCUGGAUCAGCGACGUAUACCAGAAGUGAAAAAACAUCUUGAGGCUGCUAAGAAAAACUACAAGGGAUACUUGCUAGAAUCACGUCUUCAUUUCCGCAUCCACGCCACACGCCUCAGUCUAAGCCAGAUGGUUGAAGAGGACCCAGUCUCAGAAUCGCUAAGCAAGGAUGAAAAUGAGUGUCCCAGUCCACCAAGGGAAGUCACUCCAAUGUCAUCUCCAGUGAAAGAAGUUAGCCCCCUUGAUGAUGGUCCAAUACCUGAGAGUACUGUUGUUAAUGGUGCUACCGGCAUAGCUUGAUGUAAACUUAUUAGUCAUAUUCAUAGAAUUUUAUUAGUCGUUGUAUUGUGAUAAGUAUAAACUGAUCAACUUUCUUAGUAUUUGAUUGAGUUGAUAAAUAUGAAGGUUCAAAGAAAUAACAAUAGACUAAGACUUGUUUCUAGUCUGAAAUUGUAUGUAUAAAUUUUUGAUAAAUAUUAUUAAGAACAGAGAUAAGAAAAGCAUGCUAUGAAAUGAGCUAGAAAUAUGGCCUCAUCUUGACAUUUUUUUUAUUGCUCUUUUAUGUUUUGAAUUGAAAGUUAAAGAUAUUUCUCUAUAGUAGGAAUUGCUGUGUGGGGCGUUGUCCACACGACACUUUCAUUUCCAAUCGAUAACUUGUGAAUGACAAUGGUUAUGGCUUACAGGUGACAUAUCCUAUUUGCAUAAUUCUAGUUAUAAUUUAAAGAUGACAUAGUAGAUAAUUUUUUACAAUAUCAAUCUUCAGAGAGAACUGGUUCAAAAAGUUGAAAAAAUAUAUAUCAAAUUAUUUUAUUAAAAAAUGAGUUAUUCAAAUGGUAAUAUUAACUUCUCUUUUUUCAUAAUUUACAAUUUGCUGAAAGAAGAUCUCUAUGCCAUGAGAAGUGUACAUGUCCCAGAAACUCGGAUCAGGAUUCUUGUAUUUAAGUCAUUUUAUUUACAUGAAGUUUUUAGGCUAUUUUGUGUGAUCAUUUCCGAUGCUCAUUUUGACGUCCGCUCAAUGGCAGAUGUGCAAUAUUUAAGCAUUUUUAAAUUUCUUUUGUCUGAACAUAGUCAGUUUAACUCAGUUAUAUAUUUAUAUAUAUAUAUUCUGUUUAUUUUUAUAAUAUUUUAUACUCUGUAGGUAAAUUAAUUCCACAGCUUGAAUGUCAUAGAAUGAUCCUUUGGACAAACAAAAAAUGUUGCACUGUAUCUAUUUUGAAUUUCAAUAGGUUAAAUAAAAAAUUAUAAAGCAUUUAAAAAUAUGAGAGUGGAGUAGUGGUUAAGGUGUCUGCCUCUGUCCCAGGAGGUCUAUGGUUCAAGCCCAGGAGUUCAAGCAUUUGAGCCCCCCCCCCCACCCCCAUCCAAGGUUCUCAUGGUCACCAUUUACUAGUUUCUACCAAGAAAGCAGAAAACCUCCUCAACUUUGAUUCAUAUGAGCUAACAUCUGUCCCACAAUUAAGCUACAUUCAAGUGCUUUCUGUGAUAGGAAAUAUGUCAAUCAUUAUCAGAUGAAAAUUGAGAUAAACCUUUUAAUUGAUAAAGAUCAAUACACAGAAGUUGUGUACUGUACACGUUGUUUUUUUAGGGGGGGGGGGGUCACUCAAAGAAGGCUUAGACUAGGCCUUUAAGAAUGUUGUGUAUAAAGAUUCAUACUGAUCCUGCGGAAAAUAUUCUAAUUAUUUCAUUAAUAUAAAAAAAAAUGUGACUGUUGAAAACCAAACUUGCCAUUAAAAACAUGCUGUAGCUUACCGUACUGGGUACCUGGCAGAAUAACACUAUGUGUACAAAAAUAUGUUCAUUUUUUAUAUAGUAUUCAUUAUUUCAUCACAUUUUUUUUCUUUUCUUUUUUUUAUAUUUUCAAUUCAUUAUGAAUUAGAAUGUGACAUUUUUGGAAAAAAACCCACAUCAUUAUGUGCUCAAUGUAUUUAGUUUUUAAUGUAUUUUAAUAAGAUAUCACAGUAUUUUAUAUGCUGCAUAAUGGAUGUGAAUUGUUGGAAAUCAUGAUGAUUGUCAUGUGGUCUAAAUUAUAAUCAAGGGAAAUAACCCAACUCAAUUUGUCAAUAUAAAUUGACAUGAUUUGCUUCCCUUGAUAAAAAUUGGCAAUACUAAAAUAAAUAGGGCCUACCUAGCACAGUGCUAUAUAAGCUGUUAUAUUUAAUAAAGUAUGGGGUAAUAAUUCAUUUCAUAUCUUACUUCAGAUUAUCCAGCUAUUAUACCAGUUGUUUGCUUAAAAGGCUAAGAAUUCUUUAUCACUGAAGUCUAAUUCUUAAUUGUGGCCAUCUUUUCAACGAGUGUACAACAAAAUAUUGUUAAAGAAUUUCAGUUAAAUGUGAAGCGAGUGUUUCAAACUAAAUUGAAAGAUUUACUUGCAAAAUCAUAUCAAUAAUACCUUAACUUAACAACCAAGUGUUUCGAGGGUGACUUAGCAUGAGUAAAUGCAACUUUCAUCAUGAUUGUAAAACAAAAAAAGUCUAAUAUAGCUACUCAGCCAUUUGAUUGUGAGAUACUCUUGUUGAGAAGGUGGCUGGCCCUAAUUAUGUUUUGUUAAAUCAAAAACUAAACUACUUGGUUAAUCAAAAUUGAAACAUGAAUUGUUUUAGGAUUAAAGAUAUCCCAGUGCUCCAGCCAGGAUUUGAAAAGGGCAGGGUGCUAGGUCAGAAAGGGCACAUUCAUGCGCUUUGAAUGAGCCUUAAUGGGGCUCUUGCAAGGGCCAAUGUUCAAUUUAUAUUGAGCAUGUGUUGUAGCUACUUUUAAUAACAAUAGUUUGUUAUGAAUACCUUAGCUGUUAUUUUUACUUAAGUGUCAAAAUUGUGUACAUUUAUCAUUUUUAUACUAAUUUCUAAAAAUUGACUUGACAGUACAUGUAUGUCCAAUAAAUAUCAAAUAUAGUUCAUUAUCAGCAAAGAGGGCUCUGUCAAACAAAAAGGCUCAGCAGAGCAUAGUGAAAAUGCAGCAGGGUGACAAAAAAGGGUAGAAGGGAGCUCCCCUCUGCUAUUUAGGCUUAGCCGGAGCACUGUAUCCAAGGAACAGAAAUGCGAAAUUUCACUUCUGUUUUCAGUGGAAAUUAAGAACAAAAAAUACUAACUGCCAUGAUAACAUUAUCUGUGAUGUAUUUUCAGUCAUUUAUUAUACUUUUUUGUGACCAGAGAGUAAUACCCUUUCCAAUUAUACCAACAUUACAAGGUGGCACCAGCCAUCAACAUUUUACAUUUAAUUUACAAUUGUAUUUCCAAAUGGCCUAAUAAAAUGGAGGGCUAAUAUUUGAACAUGGGAUAUCUUAAUAUGUAAAUACAGAUUGUAAAUUGUCAUUCCACAUAAGAUUGGGAAGAAAUGUAUUCCAUAUCUAUGUUAAUGAUUGAUAAAUAAACUGAUUUAGCAAUAACAUUUUUAAUGUGUCAUAAUUAUUUAGAUCAUUAUUUCUGUAUACUUUACACCAUUUAAGUUUUUAAGGUUACUGGUAUUGUAAGAUUGCAAAAUUUGAAACAAUGACGUUUACAAUAUUUGAGUAUUUUUCUCAUGUCCUGAUUAAUACACAAACAUCUUCACACUUAAAUGCUGCAUGAGCUGAAUGGUCAGUUACAGUUUUAGCUUGUCAGUGUUUGCAGAAAAUCAUCAUUUUGCCAAAGCCUUGGUAUCGUUGUUGUCAUCAGCGUUGUUGUGUUUCCAGAGACACAUAUCAUAUGGCAAUGCCCAUAACUCAGACUUUAAUAACACCUUGGUAUAUUGCAAAACAACAUACUGGCAUUGUCAUUCAGUCUGCAGUGCCAUUGUCAAUGGCUCAAUUCAAAAUUUGUCAAAAUGAUUCACAAUUAGUGUCAUUUCUCGUACACAUAAUGUCCAUUUUUGUCAAUUAUUUUUCUGGCCUGUCUGUUAUUUUGAAAGGAAGCCGAGGUAUCGUGAUUAUGUAGCCUUGGUGUCGCCUAUACAAGCAUGCCCAUAGAAAAAAAUAUGUUCCAAAUUAUUCAAAUGAAACUUAAAACAAAUGUUGCCAGUUGCAACACCAUCGUGUAUCUAGUCCCACAGCUUAAGCAGUUAUUAUUAUUAUUGAGAAGUGCCCCUUUAUCAUUGAAACCAAAAACAGACAAGCGCUGAUAUCCACCUGUGGUGCUCUUGUUUUGUUGAUAUGCUGUCUGAGUGACAGGGCUUCCAUUAUGGAUUUGGAACUGGAAGUAUGAACUUCCUGUUAAUCAAUUUUAUUUUAUUUCACUGAAAUGUGCUUUUUAAGUCUCCUGAAUUCAAUACCUUUAACUUUUUUUCAACAAGUAUGUUAAAAAUCAAAUGAUAUGCAACUUUAACUUGCCAAAUUGACAGAUUUAUAUUAUAACAAUUCAUUUUACUUUAAUACUGAUUAAAAUUGUGAUCAUAAAAGCAAUAUUGACGAAAGAUUUUGAUAUUUUAAACUUCCAUGAGCUUUCAACUUUGGAAGUUUACUUCAGGAUUAAUGAAGUUUUUGUACUUCCACAGAAUCAAUUAUGGAAGUUUUAACCCAUAUGUAGGGAGUAAUAUGCUUCCAAACUUCCUUUAACGGAAGCCCUGCGCUGAUUUGCUGAUGUUGUUAAUCAAUAUUGUUUAAUUGUUUAUUAUGUUUCACAAUGCUGUGAUAUUUCGUCUGCUUGUUAUAUCAAUUUUGUAAUAUUAUUUUUUUAUCAUAUUUUAAUUGUUUCCUUCCCAUGGUAUACAUGAAAUAAAUAAUUUGUUCA
Molecule: messenger RNA, 6308 nt
Organism: Mya arenaria
Lineage: Eukaryota; Metazoa; Mollusca; Bivalvia; Myida; Myidae
Product: tetratricopeptide repeat protein 39B-like
Exons: 18
Coding region: 1-1911 (636 amino acids)
Molecular function (GO): protein binding
Source: RefSeq, a predicted model, not a curated record